GGAGACAUUUCGGCAGAUCCACACGACCGAAGGCCUUGUGGCCCUGUACAGAGGUGCCUCCAUCGUGUGGCUAAAGGGGCCUUUGACUGUUGGCCUGGCCUUCGGCGUGAACGAUGUCUUGAAGGGUAUUCUUCACAAGAGGCGGGCGUCAGACGAGCACGACCAGUACGUCGCCCUGCCGGGUCAGCCUGUGACGGAUGGUGCUGCAGCGCAGAAGCUGAGUGCUGUCGAGAGCCUGGUGGUUGGCGGAGCAGCUGGAGCAGUAGCCAAGACUGUGAUCGCACCUCUGGACAGAAUCAAGAUCAUGUACCAGACGGAUAAGACUCGCCGUUUCUCCUGGCGAGAUGUGAUCUUUCGGUUGAAGGAAAUACACAGCUCUGAGGGCGUUCCCGGGCUCUGGAGGGGUCACGGUGCGACGCUGCUGCGCGUGGUGCCCUACUCUGCGACCAGCUUCACCGUCUUCGAGCCCUACAAGGCCUGGCUACGUUACACCGUGCCCGACCUGGGUGACGUGCAGGUCCGAUUCCUCGCCGGCGCCGCUGCCGGGGCAACGGCCACCACACUGACGUACCCACUGGACUUGCUGAGAGCUCGCAUGGCGGCGCACCAAGGCACAGCCGCCUACGACGGCUACCUGCGCGCCGUGUCGCAGAUCGUCCGAGCAGAGGGCACCCUCGCGCUCUGGAGUGGCUUGAAGCCGACGCUCUUAGGCAUCGUGCCCUACUCGGGAAUCUCCUUCAGCGUCUUUGGCACCCUCAAGGUGUACAUCAAGCAAGCCCAGGGACUCCAGUCGCAAAGCGACAUUGGCACCUUCACACGGCUGGGCGCUGGUGCGUUUGCGGGACUCGUAGCGCAGAGCAUCACGUAUCCCUUGGACAUCGUUCGGCGUCGGUCGCAAGUGCACCCGGACCAGUACAGAACGGUGCUGGGCUCAAUGCGGACCAUCCUCCAAGGCGAGGGCGUGAUGGCCCUCUUCAAAGGUCUUUCCAUGAACUGGGUAAAGGGGCCUGUCGCCAUCUCGAUCAGUUUCGUGAUCAAUGACCUUCUAAGAGCCAAGAUCGCGAAGCGCAGUGCACCUGCGGCGACUACGUGA
Messenger RNA from Symbiodinium sp. CCMP2592, 1093 nucleotides. The record is from the annotation of a GenBank genome assembly. Lineage: Eukaryota; Dinophyceae; Suessiales; Symbiodiniaceae.